Messenger RNA from Micromonas commoda, 792 nucleotides. RefSeq lists its product with no specific name. Gene Ontology annotation, biological process: polyprenol biosynthetic process. Lineage: Eukaryota; Viridiplantae; Chlorophyta; Mamiellophyceae; Mamiellales; Mamiellaceae. The transcript has 2 exons. Gene Ontology annotation, cellular component: endoplasmic reticulum. The record is from RefSeq and is a predicted model, not a curated record. The annotation marks the transcript as partial.
GGUCCGAUUCCUAAGCACGUCGCCAUCGUGAUGGACGGAAACAGGCGGUUCGCCGAGACCCGAGGACUACGGAAGGAGAGCGGGCACGAGUUCGGAGCCGAGAAGCUGCUCGAGGUGCUCGAGUGGUCCCUCGCGCUGGGCGUCGAGUGCCUCAGCGUCUACGCCUUCAGCACCGACAACUUCAAGCGAUCGGAGACGGAGGUGGACGUCCUCUUUCAACUCGCCGAGCGGAGGCUGGACGAGAUGGCGACGUCCCGCGUGAUUCACGACCGAAACGUCCGCGUGCAGGUGCUCGGCGAGCUGCACAUGCUGCCGCCCGGGGUGCGAAGGGCCGCGGCGCGCGUCAUGGCGGCCACCGCGGCGCACAGCGAUGGACCGGUGCUCAACGUGUGCUUCGCGUACACGGGACGAGAGGAUGUUUGUUUGGCGGUGGGCGCCAUGGCGAGGGGCGUUGGGGAGGGAACCCUGGACCCCGUGGACGACGUGACGGAACGGCCGUCGGAUGAAACGGGACGCAAACCGGGGGCGCCGCCGGUGGACCUGCUCAUCCGCACGAGCGGCGAGACGCGUCUGUCGGACUUUAUGCUGUGGGGGAUAUCGGGCCACGCCGUGUUGUGCUUCCAGGAGGUGCUCUGGCCGGAUUUUUCCUUCACCGACAUGUGCUACGCGGUGUGGACGUAUCAGAGGUCGGCGGAGCACUCGCGCGGCGGCAGAGCGAGGUACGAAGCCGCGAGGGCCGACGCCGAGGCUGAGCGACGCGAUCGACGAUCCGUGGAGGCCGAGCGGGCGGCG